Molecule: messenger RNA, 837 nt
Organism: Sphenostylis stenocarpa
Lineage: Eukaryota; Viridiplantae; Streptophyta; Magnoliopsida; Fabales; Fabaceae
Source: the annotation of a GenBank genome assembly
AUGCCCAUUCCCGGGAUUGCUGCCAUGAUAUGGAAUAGAAUAGCGGACUUUCUUUCUGAGGUGUGGUCUAUCCGAAUAGCUAGAAGCAGAGCGAUAAGAAGAAGAGCGGUGGGUUUCCAAGAACCGGAGAUGGUCUUAUCUAUAUACGGAACAGCACGAACAAUCCUUGACCUUUCGAUUGAGGGUCUUAAGCAGUGGGCUUUCCAUAAGCGGAAAGGAAUAAGUGGGAUAAAGGGUAAACCAGAUAGCACAAUGAUCCAUUUCCAUUUCCAUUCUUCCCUUCGCUGUCUUCCUUGUCUGAUCGCAGUAGCUUUAGCAAGGACUAUCGGAUCUGACGGAAGAACCGCGAGUAUGAUAACAGAUCUUGUUUUCCCCUUUCUAAUUGUGGGUGUAUCGGGGACUUCCGGGGAAUCAAGCUCAUCAAAACCUUGCCCUCGGUGGGACAUUGACUUAAAUCGUCCUCCAGCGGCUGAGCCGGAGCCUGCCUCCUCCACAUCGGACCACCCGAAGGAGGUAGUGGAUCAAGCUCUCUCGGAAGCGGAGGAUAGGAUUCUGUAUCGAUUACGCCCAUUCCCUCAAGCAAAUGCGGACAAGCUGCUUAUGGAGGAAGCGCGAGCGAUCGCUCAACUAAAAGAAAGGGCAGAUUGUCGAUCGAAUGGCGCAAUUGGAUUCCGCCUUGGCCCUAUGCCUUUUGGCGAGAAAAAAAAUGCAAUUCAUUUCAUUAUUGGGGAGUCAAUCCUUACGAAUAGGCAAACUGAGUAUCCUUCCCAUAAACUGUCUCAGAUGCUUGAGGAAUUGUGUCGCGCGGAUGCCCACACAUCCUCUAUCUACUUUUAA